Rubroshorea leprosula is the source of this 1334-nucleotide messenger RNA. The record is from the annotation of a GenBank genome assembly. Lineage: Eukaryota; Viridiplantae; Streptophyta; Magnoliopsida; Malvales; Dipterocarpaceae.
GAGGGUUUUGUUUUACCUCCGCUAAACUAAGCUCCCCAAACCCACAAAGCAACUACGCAGAUCUCUUCCAAAAUGGCCGACGUAACUGCGAUCAGAAUCGGUAUCAUCGGCUGCGCCGACAUAGCACGGAAAGUAUCCCGAGCCAUUCAAUUGGCACCAAACGCCACGCUAUCUGCCGUCGCCAGCCGUACCUUUGAGAAGGCUGAGAGAUUCGCUCGUGCCAACGGAUUCCCUCCAGAAGCCAAGAUCUAUGGCUCCUACGAGGCUUUACUGGACGACUCGGAGAUCGACGCCGUCUACCUGCCGCUUCCCACCAGUCUCCACCGGACCUGGGCUGUUCGCGUGGCACAGAAGAAGAAACACCUGCUGAUGGAGAAGCCGGUGGCUCUGAAUGUCGCUGAGUUCGACGAGAUUGUGGCGGCAUGCGAUGCUAACGGUGUCCAGAUAAUGGACGGGACAAUGUGGCUGCAUCAUCCCAGGACUCACAAAAUGAGUGAGUUUCUGAACAAUGAAGAGCUUUUUGGGCAGCUCAGGAUGGUGCACAGCUGCUUCACAUUUGGUGGUGAUCAGGAUUUUCUCAAGAAUGACAUCCGUGUGAAGCCAGAUCUUGAUCGUCUUGGUGCUCUUGGUGAUGCUGGGUGGUAUGGAAUCGGGUCCAUCCUGUUUGCUGCCAAGUAUGAACUGCCUACGACAGUAAUAGCUCAGCAAGGACCUGUUUUUAAUGAAGCAGGGGUACUUCUAUCUUGUGGGGCCUCUCUACACUGGGAUGAUGGCAAAGUUGCAAACUUCUAUUGCUCGUUCUUAUCAAAUUUGACCAUGACUGUCACUGCUAUAGGAACAACUGGAACUUUACAUUUUGCAGAUCAUGUUAUUCCUUACGAAGAGCAUGAGGCCUCUUUUACCACAUCUGUAAGACCUAGACUUAAUGAUCUUGUAACUGGAUGGGAAUCAAAGCCAAGCGAGCACACCAUCGUCACGGAUAUUCCUCAGGAAGCUGUCAUGGUGAAAGAGUUUUCUAGUUUGGUUGCAAACAUUAAAAGAAAUGGUGCUAAGCCUGAUCAAAAGUGGCCAACAAUUAGCAGAAAGAUCCAAUUGAUUCUUGAUGCAGUCACAGCAUCCAUCGAGAAAGGUUUUCAAGCAGUUGAUAUUGUAAGUUAAAUGUUUCUGGUGUGUACGGUUAGCCUGGUAUGUUUAUCAUUGUUGUGUUUUAUGGCCUUCUGAACUGAUGUCCCAUGUACCUUUUUCUGUUUGAUCCUGGAUGCCUAUGUGCUCGUGCAUAGGGCGUGAUGUGAACUUGAUUCAGAAAUUCCUUUUAAUAAAUUGCAUGGAAUAAG